Molecule: messenger RNA, 762 nt
Organism: Dentiscutata heterogama
Lineage: Eukaryota; Fungi; Glomeromycota; Glomeromycetes; Diversisporales; Gigasporaceae
Source: the annotation of a GenBank genome assembly
AUGUUUGAAAGAAUUUUUCGAAAAGCUUUAAUUAUCUGGAAGUCACAAGGUGGAGGAGACAAUAGUGCGCGAGAAUUAAUUGCACAAAUACAUAAUUAUGAUCUUCAAAAUUCUCCAUAUCAUUCCGUUUUUCAAGACCAUAUUGAACUUCCAGAAACCUGGUGGGCCGCGAUUAAACUACCAAACCACCAUCUUCAAAAACUUGCUUUAUUACUUCUCGCAAUUACUCCUCAUAGUGCAGGGUGUGAGCGUAUUUUUUCAGUAUUGAAUUGGUUUACUCAAAAACGUCGAAAUAGAUUGACCGUAAAAAAAGUUUCAAAUAUGGCCAAAUUACAUGCAUAUUAUGUCACAAAUGCACGCCAUGAACUUAAUUAUGUUGGACAAAAUCUUCCAGAAAAUAAUUUUUUAAAAAUGAUACAGGAUUACACUCAUUCGCUUACUUUAGGUUCUGCCAUGUUUGAAGAAGAUAUUCAACUAUAUGAUUCCGAUGAUGAUUUUGAGGAUAAUUAUGAAGAUUCUACUAAUGAUGACUUAUCCGAAGUUGACUUAUCCAAAGUUGAUUCUAAUAUGUUAAAUAUUGAAAAUAGUAUUAAUUUGGCUUAUGCUUUGAAUAAUACAAAUCAAUCUACAAUUCUAGAUGAAAUUAUUGAUCAUGGUGAAACCGAUUUUGAUAUUGACGCACUCACUAGUCAAGGAAUGCAAAUGCGAAAUGCAUUAGUAGACAAAGAAAGCGAAGAUUUUAGUAAUGGUAGGGUUAAUUAA